Molecule: messenger RNA, 955 nt
Organism: Trifolium pratense (red clover)
Lineage: Eukaryota; Viridiplantae; Streptophyta; Magnoliopsida; Fabales; Fabaceae
Exons: 1
Coding region: 260-847 (195 amino acids)
Source: RefSeq, a predicted model, not a curated record
CAAUUUUAUACAAUACUGUGUAAGUGCUUUCAAAUUUACUUAACAAUACCAAUACUAUUAUAUUAGUGUUCAAGGAUAAGGGCAGCUUCUUGGAAAGCAUUUCCAAUUUACUUUUUCCCCACUAUAUAAUGCAUCACAUAGAACAACUCAAACAUAAACAAACCCUUUCAAAUAAUAGAUUUUUAGCCUUGGUUUCCUCUCUCUUUCUCUAGCUACAAAUACAUAACAAAAAGCAAUCCUUGCUAGUAUCAAUUUUUCAAUGGAUCCAUCCUAUGUAAACUUCAGCUGCGAACUGAGAAUAAUACAAGCUCGAAACAUCGAAUUCAUCAAGCCAACGAAAAACUUGUUUACAAGGUUGUAUCUUCCUACGGGAAACAACAAAAGUAUUCAACUCAAUAGCAAAACUGUUUCCACCAAAUCAUUGCCGUUUUGGGACGAGUCUUUUAAUCUAGAUUGUUCUUGCCCUCAAGAAUUCUUGGAAAACCUUAAUGAACAAAACCUGGUGUUGGAGCUAAGGCAAAGGAAGAUGUGGGGGUCAAAACUUAUUGGGAAAAGUGAGAUUCCAUGGAAAGUGAUUCUUGAAUCACAAAAUAUGGAGUUAAAAAAAUGGUUGAAAAUGGAUUUAGUAAGUGGAAGUGAUUGCAAAGAGGGUAUGUUCACAAUACCAGAAGUGGAACUGGAGAUUAAAGUUAGAGUUGCUUCGGUUGCUGAGAUGGAGAAACAAAAUAAGAGGAGAUUGAAUAAUUGGAAUGAGUGUGGAUGCAAAAAUGGACAUGAUCAUCAAACUUGGUGCAAAACUGAAGAUUAUGAUAUAUUUGCACUUGGUGCAGCUUUAGAAGCUUUUUGAUUUUGAUGCAAGAUCAUGUGAUGUAUAUAUAUACACUAACAUCAACUAAAAUAGCUUAUCAUUAUAAUGAAAUUAUUUUUUGACAAUUAUAAUAAUGAAUUGAUUCUA